AUGGGGAGGAAUCCAGGAAGAUUUAUGAGAGUGGCAGAAGCGUUUAACGAAGGAGUUAAAGCAGCAAGAAUAUGUGCUGAGAGUAGUGGAAGUGAGCAUUCAGCAGUAGGAGAGACUUCACCCAAUGAUCUUUCUGACUUGGUUGAUUCGUUUCUUGAGAGAGGACAUCAUGAUAAUGUUCAAGUUGAUUCUCAAGAACAUGAAAAGGUAGUUAAAGUUAAGAAAAGGAAAGGAUCUAAUGACGAGGAUUUGGAUGGUUUUGUAAAUGAUUCUGAAAGUAAAGAUAUGUUAAAAAGCUUGUUAUCAGGAUUUGGAGAUGAUUCUCAAGUUAUAAAAAGAAUUCGUGUGGAGACUGAAUUCGCAUUCAAAGAUAUUGGAAUGAAUUCUUCUGCUGAAGAUGGAUUUAAAAGACAAUUAAUGACUCGAUUACGCCAAAGAGGUCUUGAUGCAGGUCUCUGCAAAUCAAGAUGGGAAAAGACUGGUCGAUUUCCAGCUGGAACGUUCGAGUAUAUAGACGUAAUCAUCUCAGGAAACCGUUACAUUGUGGAGGUAUUUCUUGGUGGAGAAUUCACCAUUGCUAGACCAACAGAUCGCUACAUUUCUUUACUCGAAGUGUUUCCUCAAGUUUUUGUGGGUAAACCGGAUAAACUAAAACAAGUAGUAAGAAUAAUGUGCGGGGCUAGUAAACAAUCGUUAAAGAAAAAUGAUAUGCAUAUUCCUCCGUGGAGAAGCAAUGGAUACAUGCAAGCGAAAUGGCUUAGUUUGUACAAGAGAACGACCAAUUCCGUUGAGGAUAUGGUUGUGUCAGGUUCAGGUACUGGCAAGCGGUCGGUUGGAUUUGAGACAACUCCAAUGACACCUGUGAAGUUUUAUUAUUGUAGAGAUGAGUUAGAGCGGAGAAGGGAUGUGGGAAUGGGUAAAGAAGUAGGCAAAUUAGGUCAAUUAUUUGUAUAA
Messenger RNA from Papaver somniferum (opium poppy), 954 nucleotides. RefSeq lists its product as uncharacterized. Bases 1 to 954 code for a protein of 317 amino acids. NCBI's taxonomy places the organism in Eukaryota, Viridiplantae, Streptophyta, Magnoliopsida, Ranunculales, Papaveraceae. The record is from RefSeq and is a predicted model, not a curated record. The transcript is spliced from 2 exons.